This is a messenger RNA of Sphaerodactylus townsendi, 2648 nucleotides long. It is a transcript of the gene NUDCD1, whose product is annotated as NudC domain containing 1. The coding region runs from base 203 to 1966 and encodes 587 amino acids. Lineage: Eukaryota; Metazoa; Chordata; Lepidosauria; Squamata; Sphaerodactylidae. The transcript has 10 exons. The record is from RefSeq and is a predicted model, not a curated record.
UCUAUUUCCCUGCACAGAAAAGGCGCCUUCCUCUCUCUUGAAGUCAGAGCCACGCGGUUCUCGAGGCCUCGUUCAGAAACUACUACUCCCGGCAUGCCUCGCUUCCUCCCAUUACCCAGCAGCCCUCAGAGCGGAUUUGACGUCUGCUUCUGUUACUUUCACUUGUCGGCCAGAACGUGAUUCGCUGACGUCACUCUGGGGCAUGGAGGCGGCGGCGCAUUGCUCGCUGCGCGUGCAGCGGCUACUACUGGACCCCAAGUUCGAGGGCUACAAGCUGUCGCUGGAGCCGCUGGCCUGUUACCAAGUGCCGCUCGAGUCACCGGUAGCAGAAGUCAGACUUCGAGAUGAGCAGUACACCCUCGAGCACAUGCGUGCUUUUGGCAUGUAUAAUUACCUCCAUCUCGAUUCCUGGCACCAAGACAACGUCUACUAUGUUGAUCAACUUGGAAGAGUCAUGAAUUUGUCUGUUACUCUGGACACUGCUUUGAAAAAGCCCCGAGAAGUAUUCAGGCUUCCUGCAGACUUGACGGCUUGUGACGAUCGACUGUGUGCGUCGAUGCAUUUUACGUCUUCUACCUGGGUAACGCUUUCCGAUGGAACAGGGAGGCUGUAUCUGAUCCAGACUGGCAAGCGUGGCGAAGGUGCCUGUGAAAAAUGGGAAAUAUCAUUCAAUGAAGACUUUGGGAGUCCCUUUGUUCUAGUUCAUAGCACCUCCUUCGUGAAGUCCAAUUUGCAUUCCAUAAGUGUACUACUCUUGCGAGUGGAGAAAGAUGAACUGGACGUUCACGGCAGCGGCUUCCAUGUUUCAUUGGAGUGGGUCACAAUUAGCAAAGUGGCUAAAGAAGGUGUCCAAGAGUAUGUGGUUUCUAAGUGUCAGGCUCUUCACGGAAAGUCAGUUCCUCAUUACGCAGCCAUCGAGCCCAGCAGCGACGGUCUAAUGGUUGUCUCUUACAAACCCUUUGCUUUUGUAAAGCCGAACGGUGAGAACGAGCAUGAGGAAAGCGAGAAGGGGCUGGAGGAUGCAAAGAAGAAAGAGCCCCUCUACUACUGGCAACAAAGUGAAGACAAUUUGACAGUCACUUUGCGCCUCCCGAAAGAAUUCACAAAGGAGGGCGUACAAGUCCGCUUUUCUCCGGAUACUAUCAGCGUAGCGCUGAAAGAUCUGCCCCUUCCUCUGUUGGAAGGAAGCCUUUAUUCAUCGAUUGACCAUGAGAGUUCGACGUGGAUAAUUAAAGAAAAUAACAGUUUAGAGAUUUCCUUGAUUAAGAAAGAAGAAGGAUGUAUGUGGCCAGAGCUGAUCAUUGGUGAUUCACGGGGGGAAUUAAUCGUUGACCCUGCCCAGAGCGAAGCAAUAGCUGAGCGUCUGAUGCAUCUCACCUCUGAUGAAAUGAAUCCAGAUCCUACCAAAGAAAACCCCCCAUGUAAUGCUCAGGAGCUGGAAGAAUGUGACAUUUUCCUUGAAGAUAGCACGAGUUUGUGCAGAUUCGAUGGCAACACCCUAAAAGUCACCCAUGUGGUGAAUCUUGGGAGCAACCAGUAUCUCUUCUCAGCAGUGGUGGAUCCCAAGGAAAUGCCCUGUUUCUGCUUGCGCCAUGAUGUUGAUGCUCUUCUCUGGCAGCCACGCCCAGAUCGGCAGGACACGUGGGAGCACAUUUCCACUUUCAACGCCUUAGGUUAUGUGCAAGCAUCCAAGCGGGACAAGAAAUUCAUGGCCUGUGCCCCAAACCAAUCCUAUUCUGCCCUUUGCGAGUGCCAGAGGCGAGUGUUUAUCUAUCGGCAACCGGCUCCUCUUUCCACCGUCCUCUACAACAGAAAGGAAGGAAGACUGAUAGGGCAGGUUGCUAAGCAGCUGGUGGCAACUCUGGAAACCCACGAUCCUGUUUUGGGGUUUCAGGCAACGAACGAGAGAUUAUUUGUUCUCACAGCAAAAAUCUUGUUUAUAAUAAAAGUCAGCACUGAGAAUUAAAGGCCAAAUCCAUCCUCUAUUCUCUACAUGCAACGUCAGCUCAAAAUAACGACUGCAUGAAUGAAUAGGGAAAUACAAUGGCAUAUUGUCACAUGUACCAUUAUUUUAACCAAUUGCAUGUUAGAAUUUGUCUAUAUUUAAGAAGGAUGAUUUUUUUUCUACGUUAAUCAUCAACAAUACACUAUAUCUGUGGGAAGCCUUAAAUGUUAUGAGAAAAUGUGUUUCUUUUCCCCUUCUCUCUCAACCCUUUUCAGCAGGCAGCACCUACAUGUGAAAAAUGGUUCAUUUGCUGUUUUUCUAAAUAGAUCUCCACUGUUGCUCUUCAGUAAUAGCAGAAUGGAAGUAAUCAGCCUUUUAUUUUCACAGAAUCAACACUGCUAAGUAAAACCAGUCCCGGUUUUUUAGAAAAAGAAAACUAACUAGAAAAUGGCCCAAAUAAUUAAAUUGUAACCUAAAGCUUUCUGAAACUGCCCACCCCUGUUUUGUGUUCUACUUCUUAAAUGGUUUCACUUGGCUCAUUGAACAAAUGAGGGGGGGAUAUGAGCAGCUUUUCCCAGACAUCUUUUUAAUUGAAGCGAAGCCCGUCUCAUUAUGUGUGAAUGUGAUGAUCAGACUGGGUUGUAUUCAGGUCAGAUGAAGCUCUGCAAACAUUUUAGAAAUAAAGUAAGAUGGUUGUUUUUCA